UUCCCUUAUCAUCCGGGAAAUUUUUCGAUCCAAGAUGGCGCCGGUUGGCGAAAAAGAAGACAGGAUGGGUCCGACAGUUGCAGAUGACGAUGAAAACGAGAGCCAAACUCUGUGGGCAACCAUCUUGGGAGAAGUUCAGUCAAGUUCAGCAACCAAUUUGCCAUCAACAAAAUCAGUAUUAGUGCUAGGCGACAAUGAAAGCGGUAAGACUACUCUUGUGGCGCGGCUGCAGGGGGUAGAGGAACCCAGAAAGGGGUCAGGCCUGGAGUACUACUACAUAGAUGUCAAAGAUGACUACAGGGAUGACCAAACACAUGCAGGAGUUUGGGUUUUGGAUGGGGACCCCAGUCACACUGGCCUUUUGAAAUUUGCCAUCACAGAGGAAAACUUUGAAAAUAUUCUAGUCUUGCUUGUGGCAUCCAUGGCCCAGCCCUGGUCCAUCAUGGAGUCACUCAACAAAUGGGCAUCAUAUCUCCAAGAGCACAUAGACAGACUGAAAUUAAAACCAGAAGACCGUAGGGAGUACGAAGAAAGCUUGGUGAGAUUUUUCCAAGAGUACACCGAACCAGAUGAGAACAGCUCUGGAAGUCAGGUGCCCUCUCACAGGAGAGAUGUUAAUCCUCUCCAUCCCACAGCAAGCCACACAGAGGAAGACAAAGUCUUACGACCUCUAGGAGAAGACACACUAUCACAGAAUCUAGGAAUACCUAUAGUCGUAGUUAUUACAAAGAGUGAUGCAAUCUCAAGUUUAGAAAAACAGCAUGACUUUAAAGAAGAACACUUCGAUUUCAUACAGCAACACAUUAGGAAAUUUUGUUUGCACUAUGGUGCAUCUUUAGUUUAUUCUUCUGUCAAAGAAGAGAAGAACUGUGAUUUAUUAUACAAAUAUCUAGUGCACAGGAUAUAUGGCUUCCCAUUUUCGUCGCCAGCUUAUGUCGUCGAAAAAGACUGUGUUUUUGUUCCUGCUGGUUGGGAUAAUGAUAAGAAAAUUAGUAUAUUGUAUGAAAAUUUAAAUACCAUGAAAUCAGACGACUGCUAUGAGGAUGUCAUCACUAAACCAAUCACCAGGAAGCCAAUACAAAGAGAUGCUGAGGUGGUCGCUGAAGAUGAACAAGUUUUCCUGAUGAAACAACAGAGCUUUCUGAAUAAACAGCCUGCACCUGGACCAGCAGGGGAGACUCCAGCAAGACCACCAGGUAGUGCCCCUCCCAGGACCACGCCCCCUCGAACCCAUACAACAAACAACACUGUCACACCUGUUACCAGUUCUCCAAAGAAGAUGGAGGCGGGUAAAGGUACUCCAACGAGCGAGGGCAUGCUGGCCAAUUUCUUCAACAGUCUACUGAACAAAAGCACCGCCAAAACUCCGGGUGCCACUAAAGCAGGAGAUUUAACAGGUGGUAGGCGGAUAAAUUUGCAUGCAGCAAUGGAUCAGGGAAGAGAUAGGAAUGUUAUGAGUGUUCGUAGACCUGUUAUGCAAAAAUCCAGAGACAAAGCCGCUGUAUCCAGGGAAGCAGCUGCAGAACUGGAGAGGUUACAGAAGUCCAAGAAAAUGACACCAGAGGUGAAACCCAAUGGCCCAGACAGUGCAGCGUCGUGAAUAAUCAAAUAUCAUACAGAUUGAUAAUAUCAAGGGCACCUGCUUCCUGUCUGUAAAUAGAUCUAGGGGUUGGGGUGCCUACUCUGCUUCAUUUUCUGUGAUGCAUAUGGUAAAUAAGUAUAAAAAAACCUUGGUGGAAAUGGUGGCCAUAUGAUUUCAUAGAUAAUCAUAAGAUGGGAUUUCUCUGGAAUCUUUAUAUGAUUCUGACUGCCAGAUACAUUUAAAAACACAUGUUGUGAUAUUCAGAUGACAAUAUUUAUUCUGCACCAAGUCCCAGAAUGGAUAAAAAGAAUUUAAUAGAUGUACAUAAUCUGGUUGUGUGUGUAGACAAGGGACAUAACCCAUACACACAGAUUGAAAAUCCUCUCCAUGUGUAUUUAUCAUUAGAAAAAAGUCCAUGUGUUUAUGUAAGUAUAUUGUAAAAAAUGGGUUGUUCUGUUGAGAUACAAGUGACAUUUUGAUAGUUUUAAUUGCUGUAGUAUUUAUUUUUAUUAUGUUUUGCUUGCAGCAUAUAUGAGAUUGCUAAUGAGUUUAAAAAAGCUGUAGAAGUCAAGUGCAAGUUUUUAAACUGUAAAUAGAUAAAAAUAUACAUGUUUGAAGAUUAAACAGACAAAGGAAAUAAUCAAAUUGUCUUUCAUAAAAUACAUUAUUCAGAUCAACUUUCACCGAAGUAUUUUCAUAUCUAUUUCGAAGACCCCUUGACUUGUAUAUUCAACAUGAACAAAGGAGAAAUUUUUUACAGCAGAUUUCCAAAAUAAUUUAAUGUGAUUAAUGUUUCCAUUCACUUCAAAAGAGGAAGAAAGAUGUAGAAAAUUUCCCAGAUACUAGACAAUUUAUGUGUAUUAGGAUGAAAUGUUUAUGUGGAGGAAAACUUUGUUUUUAUGUCUUCUUAGUCUUGGUUAUCUCCCUUGACAGAUGUGUACUGAACCAGAAGGGUACAAAAUUCCAUUCCCAGUUGUGUACAGUGGUCAUACUUAUUAACAUGGUCCCUUUAUUGUUCCCCUAAUAGAUGCUUGACAAAUAAUAGUGCAUAGAAUAAACUACUUUCAGUAUUGUUUAUAAAUUACAAAGGUACGUGGCUAUGUUUGAAAACUCACAAUUUUUUUAUUUUAGAGAGCAGUACGAUGUCUCGUAUUACAUGGGAAGCUAUAGUGCAAUAUUUAUAUACUUUCAAUACAUUAAAUGUCAUUGUAUAAUGGUGCAGAUGUAAGUUUAAUAGGCUCUAGAUUUUUUUCGUGUGUGCAUAAUCGCAUCACAGUAUGCUGUCAUUGAUAUUUAUUGUGUAUACUGAAUUUGUGCAUUUAAAUUAAGAAAUUAUGUUUAUUUCAUGGUAGACAUAUAUGUACUUGAUUUCUUAAUAUUGUACUUUUAGUUGGAAACUACAAAAAAAAAAGGUGUAAACAAAUUUAUUAAAACUGGGUUAGUGAUAUAAUUUCUGUACUUAAUUAUUUUAAUGUGAAAAUAUUUAUCUUUAUUGUGAGAAUUUUUCCUUGUGUUAUCAAUGAAAAUUCAAUAAGAUGAAUCCCAUGACAUUUAAAGAAUUGUAGAUGUAUGUAGAUUUUUACAGGGGGUGGGGGGAUAUCUUAGAUGAUUGAAUUGAAUUAAAUACAUUAUCUUUCAUGCUUCCAUGCACCUUCAUAUCUUGUUUGGCAUUUUCAAAGCAUGAGUGUUUUGUGUUUAGCAGUUAUAAAGGAAAUUUUGUUUUGUGGCUCUAUUGCCUUUGAUCAUUUGCAAAUUAAGUUUGUACCUCAUUUGUCUUGCCCAAACAAAAGUUAUUUGUAGAAAAUGUGAGCUAGUCAAGUAAGUUCAUAACACUGUGUAAACAUAGCAAAAAAAUGUAGAUUUGUAUUUUUUCAUUCACAGCUAGAUUCAGUCAGUGUAACAUUUGAAACUGUAUCUUGACAUUCCAUGUAAUGUUAGAAAAUGGUUGAUAUUAAAAGCAUGAAGCAAUCAACCGCUACUCGGUAGAUUAAUGACAGGAAGUGAUAGUCAUACUGGUACAAGCUUAAGCUAAAUCAAACUUUUAAUGCUUUCAAAUUUUGUGUUGAGAGAUACUUUGCAUCAUGUGUUUAAUACUCUUAACAUAUGUGAACUAUUUGCACUCAUUAGCUUUAGAAAGAGACUUUCACUUGUAAUAACUAUGUACAGCAAAAUCUUGUUUUGUUUUUCCUUUGGUUUUUCUUUCUUCUGAUAAGAAAUGCUUCUAUACAUCAAUAAGAAUAUUUUUGAUAAAGAUGUUGAUGUAGGUGAGGUAGGUAGAUACACCAAACCAGCAGACUGACCAGUGUGUGACCAUUUCAAGGGUGUUUAAUGACCACCAUUUCUGGUCAGCGGCACGUGUACUUGAGAUGAAGAUAAAACCUUAUAGCCUAUUUAUUGAAGCCAAAGCCUCUGUAAUGAUUAGCUACAGUUAAUGGGUCAUGGAUUUUGUUUACUUGAAUAAAAAUAAUAAAUGUUGACACAUCUCA
This is a messenger RNA of Ostrea edulis (European flat oyster), 4068 nucleotides long. RefSeq names its product cytoplasmic dynein 1 light intermediate chain 2-like. The record is from RefSeq and is a predicted model, not a curated record. Lineage: Eukaryota; Metazoa; Mollusca; Bivalvia; Ostreida; Ostreidae. The transcript is spliced from 14 exons. Gene Ontology annotation, biological process: microtubule cytoskeleton organization; microtubule-based movement. Gene Ontology annotation, cellular component: centrosome; cytoplasmic dynein complex. Bases 35 to 1600 code for a protein of 521 amino acids. Gene Ontology annotation, molecular function: dynein heavy chain binding.